Molecule: messenger RNA, 2470 nt
Organism: Limulus polyphemus (Atlantic horseshoe crab)
Lineage: Eukaryota; Metazoa; Arthropoda; Merostomata; Xiphosura; Limulidae
Exons: 5
Coding region: 327-2366 (679 amino acids)
Source: RefSeq, a predicted model, not a curated record
GACCCCCAAACUUGAGAAAUAAGUCUGCUGUCUAAAAUAAAAUGUAGCCCUUCGUUUCGUCAGUACAUGUUUAAUUACCAGCAGAUGGCAGUAAUGCUUUUUAAGUUGCUAAAAUAGUGGUUUAGUAUGCUACAGAUAAUUAAAUUUUACUAUGUAACAAACGAUUAUGAUAAUAGAUUAACAAUGGAGAAUGUAAGGAAGACUAAUUAUUGUUUCAUUGCCAGUUGAAAAAUUUGUUUACUGAUACUGAGUUCUGUUAGAAGACUGAAACAUUUUAAUGGGCUACUUGACACGUGCAAGAAGUUUUGCAAAUAUAUUGUUGAAAGAUGUCAUCAAAAAGAAAAGGCUCACCUGAUGUUUGUGUUCAUGAUAUUUUAGCCCAGUUUCUUUCUAAAGAGCUAAAAGAUAAAUGUUUGUCUGAAAAUGAGCAAACUGAAGAAGAAGAAAUGUCUGAAACCUUGUGUAGCUCUGAUGAUGAAACAGCAGUUAGAAAUAUGAAAAGUAAAAAGAAAAAGAAACACAAAAAGCAUAAAUCAAAAAAGAAAAAGCAUGAUUCAGGAAAAGAGAAAAACAGGUCAAAGAAAAGAAGAUAUCAAAACUAUGACUCAGAAAAUGAGAAGAGAAAAGUUUCAAAAACUAGUGAUAUGCCUAGGCCUAAAACUAGGCCUAAAGAGGAAGUAUUAAAACAAGAUGAUCGAAAUACUUCUCCAGAAAUUAAGAGCCAGGCUGUUUUGAAAUCAUGUGUUUCAAACAUUUCUGAAAAUUCCGAGCCUAAGGAUAAUGACAAAUGUAAAAAUGAAACAGAAAUUACAUCUAUCCAAUUUCCUGUUACAAAAAUGAAUUUUAUUGAGGAUGUUGAUUGUUUAGAUUCAGUAAAAAACCUGGUUAAACUUCCCAAAAAUUGUGAAGUUGUUUUAGGCAGCUCUGUUUGUAGUGAAAAUGAAUUAAUUGAAAAACUGCAAAAUGAUGAGGGAACACUUAGGAGAAAAAGAGAAAUGGAUAACUCUGCUUUAGAAUCUAAAGAAGAAGUUUGUAGUCACACAAAAAUGACUGCUUUUGUUACUUUACAGGGGGAAGACAAUAGUGCAUAUAAUAAGAUAAAAGAAGGAAAAUUGGAUAUCAUAAAAACAAUAAACAGUUUGAAUGAUAAAGACUCUGAUGAUUGUGUAAAAUUAAAACAAAAUGAUGAAAAAAAACAAAAUAUUUUUAAUUCCUUAAAAUAUGAUGACAAUAAAAAUGUUCACCAGGAAACUAUUUCAAGUAUGGGAACUAAAAAUGUCAUUAGUCAACAGGUGACAAGUAAAUGUCAAUCAAACAGAGACAGUGAUACAACUGUUCAUAAAGUUCCUACAUCUUUUUGUACUCGGGAUAUUUUACUGGAAAAAGAUGGCGAAGAAAGAACUGUUGCAGGUCACUUCAGCAUAGGUAGUGAUAAAAAUCUUAAUGAAAUCUGCUUACGACCCAAAGAUCAUAAAAAUUCUUUAAAUACGAAAGAAACAGGUGAAAUUUCACAUGAAAGUAAAAGAACUUGUAAUGAAAAAGAAAUUUCAUUAAGAAAAAAUUCAAAUAAAAUCAAACAAGAAUGUGUACGUAAACCAGAAAGUGUUGGUGAAAACGUGAAUGCAAAAUCAGUUCAACAAUAUACAGAAACAAAUAGUAAUUCAAGUAAUUCACCAGAUAUAUCUGUAGGUGAAAUAGAAAACUCAGAUAAAGAAAUAACACUGAUGAACCAGUUUGCAUCUUUUGCUCCUAAAAUUGUUGAUAAACCUGAACCAACAGAAGAUAAAGACUGUGAACUGAACACUCUUCUGCCUCAAUCUGUUAAUACUGGUGACAGUACUGUGUCUAGCAAGAAAAACUUUCUAUCUAAAAGUAAAAUACUUAUUAAAGACCUCAAAUGUAGUUUGGCAUUACAAAAAGCUGCUGAAAAUUCACAGAAGAAAGCAGAACUUUUGGAAGAGGGAGAGAUUACCACAAGUAGUGGAGAAGAAGUUAAAGGUGAUGGAGAAAAAAGUUUAGAAAGCUUGGGUGAACUGAACAGUGAUGAAGGUUCUGGGGAAGUCAGUACCAGUGAUGAAGAAAGGAAACAUAAAAAAAAGAAGAAAAAGAAACAUAAGCACAAAAGAAAAAGAAAAGAAGACAAUAAGUACGAGAAAAAAUUAGGAAUAGACACUGCAGAAAAUCUCGGUCCCCUUCACCAUCAUCGUAUAGCCGACGAAAUAGUUCACGUUUCUCCACGGAAGAGAACCGUAAGUUUGAUUCAAGAAAUAUGUCUCCAUCAAGAAAUGAAAAGGUUUUUGAUCUCAGAGAAAAAAUUGAUAAAGCUCGACUAUUGGAGGUGGCUCGUCAGAAUGUGCUUAAAAUGAUUGAAACAGGAACUUUGCCCAAAUAUAUCCCAGUGGAUAGGUUAAAACAUGAACAGCUUGUGGCCAUUAAAGCGGGAGGCAAAUCGGUAGCAGAGUUAACAGGU